This is a messenger RNA of Stegastes partitus (bicolor damselfish), 661 nucleotides long. It is a transcript of the gene dnajc24, whose product is annotated as DnaJ (Hsp40) homolog, subfamily C, member 24. The transcript is spliced from 5 exons. The record is from RefSeq and is a predicted model, not a curated record. Gene Ontology annotation, molecular function: ferrous iron binding; ATPase activator activity. NCBI's taxonomy places the organism in Eukaryota, Metazoa, Chordata, Actinopteri, Pomacentridae. The coding region runs from base 91 to 606 and encodes 171 amino acids. Gene Ontology annotation, biological process: positive regulation of ATP-dependent activity.
UUUCCAGGGGACUCAUAACAUUGUCGAACACUAUGUCGUCUGUCAGGUGGCAGCGUUACUCGAGAACUAUUACAACGUGUGUGAUCAGGGAUGUGUGAAGCCGCAGAACAGGACCUGUACGCGGUGCUGGGAGCCAGCCCGUCCGACACCGUGCAGCAGCUCAGACACAGAUACCAGCGCCUGGCCUUACAGUAUCACCCAGACCGUCUGGGAGGUCAGUGUUCUUCAGAAGCAGAGUCUGGUGUGAAGAAGUUUCUAGAAGUUGAUGCAGCUUGGAGGAUCCUUAGUGACCAGAACACUAGGAGACAGUAUGACUUGCAGAGAAGAGCACAGCAACUUCAGCAGGACUGGCCAGUAGACUCCACAGUUUGUCUGGAGGACAUGACCUGGAACCAAGAUGAGUGUGCAUAUACAUACGACUGUCGCUGUGGAGGAGGAUUCAGUGUCACUGAGGAAGAGGUGGACAAGGAGACUCGGAGUACACAGCAAAACGGUGAAGAGGAAGAAUCAGAAGACGGACAGCAAAGAGGAGUGGUUGUUUGCUGUGAUACGUGUUCCCUCAGUGUGUACGUCACAUGGUCAUUACAAGACUCAAAUGUUAAAUAAACGUUUCCCUUUUUUAAUACAGUGCAGCAAAUCAAUAAAGCAUAUUGUUUGUUGA